AUGAUGGCAAUUGCAAUACUUCUCCUAUGGCCUCUUCUGGCUUUGGCAAAGACAUUGUCCACCCCGUUGUCUUUGCCAAAGUGUCCCGGAUAUAGGGCUACCAAUGUAGAAGAGAGAUCUCGUGGAUUGACUGCGGAUCUGACGCUUGCUGGCGAACCGUGCAAUAUCUACGGGACUGAUAUUGAACACUUGAGACUGGAAGUUGAGUAUCAAACCGACGCAAGGCUCCAUGUUGUCAUCUACGACGCAGAUGAAAAUGUCUACCAGGUGCCUGAGUCGGUAUUCCCCAGGCCUGCCACCAGGGAAAAUGGUCGUCAAGAUGAAAGCUCUCCAGAGAUCCGGUUCUCGUUCGAAGAGCACCCAUUCUCCUUUUCUGUCUCACGGGCUAGCAACGGGGAGACCCUAUUCAACUCGUCUGGCCACGAUCUAGUAUUCGAAUCGCAAUACGUUAAUGUCCGUACCUCUCUCCCAGAGAGCCCAAAUUUGUAUGGGCUCGGAGAACACAGUGACCCAUUCCGACUGAAUACGACAAGCUAUACCCGGACGCUUUGGAACAGAGACGCGUACAUGAUUCCGGCCGGGACCAAUCUCUACGGCACGCACCCGCUAUAUCUCGACCACCGCGGCGAGACUGGGACGCAUGGUGUAUUUCUGCUAAACUCUAACGGGAUGGACAUAAGAAUUGACAAGGACGCCAAUGGUAGCCAGUUUCUAGAAUAUAAUAUUCUAGGUGGCGUUCUCGACUUCUACUUCCUGGCCGGCCUUAGUCCAAUGGACGUGAGCGUGCAGUACGCAGAGGUUGCUGGAUUACCAGCUAUGGUGCCAUAUUGGGGGUUUGGAUUCCACCAAUGUCGCUAUGGCUACCGGGACAUAUUCGAAGUUGCAGCGGUUGUCUAUAACUACAGCAAAGCGGACAUUCCUCUGGAGACAAUGUGGACUGAUAUCGACUACAUGGAUCACCGCAAGGUCUUCACGCUAGACCAGCAGCGCUUUCCUCUUCACAAGGUGCGCGCCUUGGUGGAUUAUCUUCAUAAGCACGAUCAGCAUUAUAUUGUCAUGGUUGAUCCGGCGGUGGCUCAUGCGAACGGUUCUGCGUUCCAGCGCGGCGUACAGAAGGAUGUGUUCAUGCGACACCAGGAUGGUUCAUUGUAUAAAGGCGCUGUCUGGCCCGGCCCAACUGUCUUCCCCGACUGGUUCCAUCCAAAUGCUUCAGACUACUGGAUCAACGAGUUUGCCCUGUUCUUCGAUGCGGAAACCGGGGUCAAUAUAGAUGCUCUGUGGAUUGACAUGAAUGAGGCCGCGAACUUUUGCGACUGGCCAUGCUCAGACCCCAUUGCAUAUGCGCAGAAGAAUAACUUGCCUCCUGAUCCGCCACUUGUUAGGCCGAACCCGAGCAGCCUUCCUGGAUUCCCGGUGGAGUUUCAGUCUGGAAAUAGGGAUAACAGGUAUAUAAAGACUAUCAGGAGUCACAAUAAUCAGUAUUUUCUUGGAAAUGGGACCAUGCUGGGCCUUCGCGGCCGCGAGUUGAUUGACCCGCUGUAUAAGAUUGCUAAUGCUGCAGGCUCGCUGAGCAAUAAGACUAUGAAUACGGAUCUGAUUCAUGCGAAUGGGCUCGCUGAAUACGAUACUCAUAAUCUCUAUGGGACAAUGAUGAGCUCCCUCUCCCGAGAGGCCAUGCUACACAGACGGCCAGAGAAACGGCCUCUGGUAAUUACACGCAGCACCUUCGCUGGUGCUGGGUCUCAUGUUGCUCACUGGCUCGGCGACACCGUCAGCAGCUGGGAAAAGUACCGCAUCUCAAUUGCCCAGAUGCUAUCCUUCGCAUCCCUAUUUCAAAUUCCCAUGGUCGGCAGCGACACCUGCGGGUUCACUGGAAACACAACCGAGCAGCUCUGCGCACGCUGGGCAAUGCUGGGCGCCUUCAACCCGCUGUACCGCAACCACAACGAGUACGGGAUGAUCAGCCAGGAGUUCUACCGGUGGGAAUCCGUGGCCGAGGCGGCGCGAAAGGCUAUUUCCAUCCGGUACCAGCUGCUUGAUUAUCUGUAUACGGCGUUCCAUCGGCAGACGGAGACGGGGGAGCCGUUUCUGUUGCCGCUGUUCUUCUUGUACCCGGGUGAUAAGGCGACGUUUGGGCUGGACUUGCAGUUCUUUUAUGGGAAGGGGCUGCUUGUUAGUCCGGUUACUGAGGAAGGGAGUACGGAUGUUGAUGUCUAUUUUCCAGAUGAUGUCUUUUAUGACUGGUAUACUGGGGAUAUGGUGAGAGGCAUGGGCGAUGUGGUGAAGUUGACCGGGGUUGGGUAUACGGACAUCCCGCUUCAUGUGCGAGGGGGGAGCGUCAUUCCAGUGAGGGCGAAAAGUGCGAAUACCACGACAGAACUGAGGAAGCAGAAUUUCAGGCUGGUUGUUGCACCGGGGCUGGAUGGGAAAGCUGAAGGUGAGCUGUAUCUGGAUGAUGGCGAGUCGUUGCAUCAGCCGGCUACGCUCGACGUGAGAUUUGUCUACGAGGAUGGUCGACUGAGCUUUGAUGGGGAGUUUACCCUCGAAACGGAUUUACAGAUUGAAUCGGUCACUAUUCUUGGAGGUGCAGACAAGGCUGGUUCAAUUCCUGUUAAUCUGCCCCUGACAGGUCCCCGGAGGGUUGAUCUGAAUAACCUCAAGUAG
Messenger RNA from Aspergillus versicolor CBS 583.65, 2664 nucleotides. RefSeq lists its product as uncharacterized. Gene Ontology annotation, molecular function: carbohydrate binding; hydrolase activity, hydrolyzing O-glycosyl compounds. Gene Ontology annotation, biological process: carbohydrate metabolic process. Lineage: Eukaryota; Fungi; Ascomycota; Eurotiomycetes; Eurotiales; Aspergillaceae. The transcript has 6 exons. Bases 1 to 2664 code for a protein of 887 amino acids. The record is from RefSeq and is a predicted model, not a curated record.